UUGCCCUGAUAGUCGCCGCCUCUCGGCUCGAAGUGGGUCUGGUAAUAGGUGGGUCUGCAGUGUUGCCAGAACUGAAGGCGGACAACACGACCAGUUUUCUCAGUCAGCGAUCAGGAUGUUACAUGGCUUGUGUCCCUGCCCGGCAUCUCCGGCGUGGCCACGACCCUGGCGGUGGGGCCCCUCAUCGAGUUCGCGGGCCCGACGCGACUCCUGAGGGCGCUGAUGUUCCUGGCGGGGGUCCUGUGGCUCCUGCAGGCCUUCACGCCCUACCUGUCGCUGCUGUACCUCGGGCGCCUCGGCUCCUGCCUCGCCUUCAACGCCGUGGGGCCCCUGGCGCCGGGCCUCAUCUCCGAGCUGGUGGAGCCCUCCGUCAGGGGCUCCCUCGUCGCCGUGGUGGAGGCGGUGGUGGCGCUCGGGCAGCUCGGCGUCUACUGCCUGGCCGACGCCCUGCCCUGGCGCCUCACCACGGCCCUCUGCGCCGCGCCCUUCUUCCUCGUCUUCGUCCUCGCCUUCGCCGUGCCUGAGUCGCCGUACUGGCUGGUGCGCAAGGGCCGCCCCGACGCCGCGGCGACGUCCCUGAAGCGACUCCGAGGCCCCGUCAAGGACUCCAGCGCCGAGCUCGACGAGAUCACGGCGAGCAUCAAGGAGCGCCCUCAGUCUAACCUCAAGGAUCAGCUGAAACAGCUGUUCGUCCCGCAGAACUUCCGGCCCGUCCUCUUCCUGGCGUCCGUGUUCGCGCUGCGGGAGCUCGGCGGCCAGUACGUGGUGUUCUCGUACACGGUGUACCUGUUCCGUGAGGCGGGCGUGGCCAUGGAUGCGUACGCGUGCACCAUCCUCGUGGGCGUCGUCCGCCUCGCCUGCACCGUGCUGGGGUCGCUCCUGCUGGACCGGGUUGGGCGCCGGCCGAUGCUCCUGGCGACGAGCGUGGUCUGCGGGCUGGCCGAGCUGGUGGGCGGGGCCUUCCUGCUGGGCCAGUUCCCGGGGGCGUCGUGGGUCCCCCUGGCGGCCGUGCUGGUGUUCGUGUCGUCCUACGGCCUCGGGCUGAGUCCCGUGCCCUGGGUGCUCCUGGGCGAGCUCCUGCCGACGGCCGUGCGCUCCGUCGGCACCUCCAUCUGCGUCUUCAACUUCGCCCUCACCAUCUUCGCCGUGAGCUACACCUUCCCGCCGCUGGUCGAGUUCGCCGGCGUCGGCACGGCGCUCGUCGUCUUCGCCGGCUUCCACGCCGCCCUCAGCGCCGUCGUGUGGGCCUUCCUGCCGGAGACUCGAGGGAAGUCGCUCAGCGAUCUCGAAGACGCCUUCACCUCCAGGCCCAAGGAGGCCGACGGCGCCGCGGCUGGGGAGGGCGAGCGAGCCGAUAAGGACAAAGACACGAACGUCUAACUAUACCUAUAUACCCCAUCUGUCUAUCUGUCCAUUCAUCUAUCUAUCCAAGUGUAUGUACGUGUUUGUGUAGGUUCAAGUGUGUGUGUAUGCAGACAUAGAGAGACAGACACGUGUGCGUGUUACACCCCGUCCAGUACAGAACAAAACCGCUUCCUCAGCAGGUAUUCCUCCUGUGCUACUUCACUCCGUCCAUUUCCUGUGAUUCCGCUCAGCUGUUCUGACUCUUCUCUCUCCUUCGCUAACGCUUCUUCGCAACUAAUACAAUUCCACAUAUUCCGUCUAACAUACUUCCGUCCUUUCUCAUAAAAUAUGUUUAUAUUCGGGUCUAGUUUAACCUCUUUCAUACAUCUCGUAACUUUAUUACAUGUAUCUCUAAUCCAUUUUUUACAACACAUUUUACUAUUAGAGAUUUCCUAAAAGAAGAGACACGUCUAGCUUAUGGCGUCCAAUCUUAACCCAACUUAAAGUACACCGAAUCAUUUUGCUUUAACCUAACCUACCUACUCCCUACCACAACCUAACUUAAAUUAUUAUAUUCUAGCCUAGCCUCACCCUGCGAUUCGGAAACCAAAGUACCUUAUCCUACUCUAUCCUAUGGAUAGGGUAGGAUGAAUUAGGCGUGGUUGGAGCUCAACAAAUCUACCUAACUUACCCUAUCCUAUCUUAUCUUAAGUCUAACCCCUUGUAUCUAAUUAAUCUAGAUUUAGACGUGAUUUAACCUCCCAUUAACAAUAAUGAUUAUUUUGUUUUCAUAAAAUAGAUAUUUCUCGUUGAUUUUGUUAGUAGUUUAUAUCAUAUACCAUUUAUUACCGCUGUACCUGUAAUAUUGUUUAGUAUUACAAAUACUUAUAAGUACCACUCCAUACUUUAAAACUUUUACGUCAGUGUUUGAGUGUAUCCUGUUCACUUAGAUAGGCCUAUGUGUGAUUCU
Molecule: messenger RNA, 2314 nt
Organism: Penaeus vannamei (Pacific white shrimp)
Lineage: Eukaryota; Metazoa; Arthropoda; Malacostraca; Decapoda; Penaeidae
Source: RefSeq, a predicted model, not a curated record